Molecule: messenger RNA, 1498 nt
Organism: Morus notabilis
Lineage: Eukaryota; Viridiplantae; Streptophyta; Magnoliopsida; Rosales; Moraceae
Product: omega-amidase, chloroplastic
Exons: 10
Coding region: 70-1188 (372 amino acids)
Biological process (GO): L-glutamine metabolic process; oxaloacetate metabolic process
Cellular component (GO): mitochondrion
Molecular function (GO): omega-amidase activity
Source: RefSeq, a predicted model, not a curated record
AGGAAAACAAGGCAAAGUGCGAGCGAAGCAAACUGAGGGACAGAGCGAGAGUUGAGAAGUGAAAGUGAAAUGAAAGCAGCAAUUUCUUCUUUGAUAUCUUCCAAGAAUCUUAACUUUCACUGCUCUCGGACCACUCUUCUCCACUCAAAGCCCGUCUUCCCUCGCUCCCCUUCCUUCCUCUCUCCCACACCCACCAAGACCCACCAAAUUCGCACCAAUUUCGACAAAACAUCUCGAAUCCACACCACCCAUUUCUCUUCGAUAAUGGCAUCCUCGUACAAGCCCGAACAAGCCCGGGCCCCACCGGCCCUUUCCUUGCCCGCUCCUCCCGUCACCAAGUUUAAGAUCGGGCUUUGUCAACUGUCGGUGACGCCGGAUAAGGAGAGGAACAUUGCCCAUGCUCGUAAGGCCAUUGAGGAGGCCGCCUCAAAGGGUGCUCAGCUCAUUAUGCUUCCUGAAAUAUGGAACAGUCCAUAUUCAAAUGAUUCCUUCCCUGUUUACGCGGAAGAUAUUGAUGCCGGUGGUGAUGCAUCUCCUUCAACAGCCAUGCUUUCUGAAGUUGCUCGUCUUCUUAAAAUCACCAUAGUUGGUGGAUCUAUACCAGAACGUGUCAGGGAUAAGUUGUACAAUACUUGUUGCAUCUUCGGUUCUGAUGGAAAGCUUAAAGCUAAACACAGGAAGAUACAUCUUUUUGAUAUUGACAUCCCUGGGAAGAUUACCUUCAUUGAAUCAAAGACUUUGACUGCUGGCCAGAGUCCUACCAUUGUAGACACAGAAGUAGGGCGUAUUGGUGUAGGUAUCUGCUACGAUCUUCGGUUUCAGGAACUAGCUAUGAUUUAUGCAGCAAGAGGUGCUCACUUGUUAUGUUAUCCCGGGGCCUUUAACAUGACUACUGGACCAUUGCAUUGGGAGUUGCUGCAGAGAGCAAGGGCUGCGGAUAAUCAGUUGUAUGUAGCAACUUGUUCACCUGCUCGGGAUGCUGGAGCUGGUUAUGUGGCUUGGGGCCACUCCACCCUUGUUGGACCAUUUGGAGAAGUCCUGGCUACUGCAGAACAUGAAGAGACGAUAGUCAUAGCAGAGAUUGAUUAUUCAAUUAUUGAGCUUAGAAGGACAAACCUUCCCUUACAGAAGCAGCGGCGAGGCGAUCUUUACCAGUUGGUAGAUGUUCAAAGGUUGAAUUCUGAGUGACUGGAUCAGAGAUUUGCUAAAAGCCCUACUAUUCAACAAAGGGGUUUAAUUGAGAAAAGUUAUGUCCACAUAUAAUGAGAUUAUAUUGCUCUAUGGCUUUCAUUGAGAGGAAAAAAAAACAAAAAACAAAAACAAACAACAAAAAACAAAAACAAAGAUGUUAAUGUGGCUCUAUCUGGUUGUAUGACGAAGUUGCUUUGAAACAGUUAUCAGAAACUUGGAUUUUUCCACAGGCCUUGCUUAUACUUGUGCAAUAAAGGCUCAUUUUGUUGGAUUUUGCUGAUAUUAUUUGGCUUGUUGCAGCCAUUUC